This is a messenger RNA of Erigeron canadensis, 1940 nucleotides long. Its product is annotated as eukaryotic translation initiation factor-like. The coding region runs from base 847 to 1800 and encodes 317 amino acids. The transcript is spliced from 16 exons. The record is from RefSeq and is a predicted model, not a curated record. Lineage: Eukaryota; Viridiplantae; Streptophyta; Magnoliopsida; Asterales; Asteraceae. Gene Ontology annotation, cellular component: eukaryotic translation initiation factor 4F complex. Gene Ontology annotation, molecular function: mRNA binding; translation initiation factor activity; protein binding.
GGAAUCCAGAAAAGAUCCCAUGGGCUUCAACCGAAGCCGACUAUGUCGUGGAAUCCGUUCAUUUUAAGAAGGAGAGGCUGGAUUAGAAGAUGUUAUGGGAGAUCGGGUUGGCAAGUUGGCAUUCAAGAAGGUGCAGCUGAUUGGGAUGAAAAUUGGGAUAAAUUUGAAGAUGAAGAAAAAGAGAAGAAAGAAACGGGGCCAAAUCAAUUUUCAAAGGAUGACGAGAAUGUGACAACCCACUCAAAGAAGGAACAGAGCGAGUUCUGAAGCCAGUGGCUCAACGAAAGCGAGUAUGAUGAAGAGUUUUCUACUGGAGGGCGGCAUCAUUUUUCUACCAAUGAGAAAGAUUCCAGUACUCCAGCUGAUGGGACCACUUUACAUGGGAAACAAGCACGUCCUGAAAAUGAUAGUAAGGUUUUUUUGUUUUUAACUGGUCUUAUAGAUGAUGUACAAAGUCGAAAGCAACAACAAUGAUGGUAUAGUAACAGUACUAUAUACACUUUACAAGAGUAGUGAAACCAGAAGGAAACAUUUGAAAAUGGCUAAUAAUAAGAUACACAUUGAAUUUGAACCAGCACAGGAAACAUUCUGCAAGCCAUUCUUGCUUAUUUCAAUGAAUUAUCAAAGGUUAACAUGACAGAACCCAACAAAAAUGAUGACUUGUGUCAGAGAAAAAAAAGACUCCUGGACAAUAUGUCAUCGUAUAUGAAAUCAAUUCAAGGCCAAGCGAAUGACGACUAAACUAGACAUGUACAAGAAAUUCACAAAUGCUUUGGCUUUAGUUGUUAUCGUGUCGGUGGGCAGGAUAUGCUAUGAGUCAGGUGUAGCGGCGGCGCGUAGAGAUCGAUGGCUGAUGGUAGUAGUGGUUUGAGUGCUAAUAAGAAAGAAGAAAGGGAUACCGAUACUACUCCUUUUCCUGAUCCUGAUUAUAAGUCUGAAGGCCCUGCACAUGCUCGUAGCAAACCUGUGGUACCAUGGUUGGUCCGCAGGAAGAUUCGUGUGUUGAAGACAGUAAAAGGUAUCCUCGACAAGUUGACUCCAGAAAAUUUUGAUCUCCUCAGAGGUCAACUCAUCGACUCUGGAAUCACGUCAGCUGAUAUUCUCAAGGGUGUUGUCUCGUUGAUAUUUGAUAAGGCUGUUCUUGAGCCCACGUUCUGCCCAAUGUAUGCUCAGCUGUGUUCGGAUUUGAAUACAAAGCUCCCCCCAUUCCCCUCCGAAGAACCUGAUGGCAAGGAGAUCACAUUCAAGCGUCUGCUGUUAAAUAACUGCCAAGAGGCUUUUGAAGGUGCCGAUAACUUGAGGGAGGAAAUAAGGCAGAUGACUUCUCUUGAACAAGAGUCAGAGCGUAGGGAGAAAGAAAAAAUGGUUAAACUCCGCACUCUUGGAAACAUUCGUUUAAUUGGUGAGCUUUUGAAGCAGAGAAUGGUUCCUGAAAAGAUUGCUCAUCAUAUUGUUCAGGAGCUUUUGGGGACUGAUAGCAAAAGUUGCCCCGAGGAAGAAAACAUGGAGGCAAUAUGCCAUUUCUUUAAUACGAUAGGCAAACAGCUUGAUGAGAGCCCUAAAUCAAGGAGAAUUAAUGAUCUUUACUUCAGCCGAUUGAAAGAGCUAGCAACAAACCAUCAACUAGCUCCAUGCAUGAGGUUUAUGGUUCAUGAUCUUGUUGAACUCAGAUCAAAUAAAUGGGUUCAAAGACGGGAAGAGGUUGUAGACAUCCCUGAUAAGUUGAUACUUGAAGUCAAACAAGAAGAAGUGGAAACCGAAUUUUCUGGGGAGACAGAGAGCCCGGCCACAAUUGUGUGAUGUUUUGAUAUUUUAUUUACUUGUAGUAUGUGUCAGUUCAGCCUCAGGCACGCUAUUACUUCGAUAAAAAAAAAUAUAAAAAAAUUUGUAUGUAUUAUGUAUGUAUCUCCCGAGGAUAAUAUUUGGAUGUUUGAGACUCA